AUGCUGCUCUAUAUCAUUUCUCUCCCACUCGUUCUCUUCGCGACUGUUCGUACCUAUAAUCUCAUCAAAAACUACAACUCUGCGCGCAAAUACGGGCUGCCCAUCAUCCUUCUACCAGUCUCAUUCGAAGAUGUAUGGUGGAUAAUCAUCCGCCCCCUUUUCGCCUGGGUCGAACGUCUACCCCUGGGUCUCGGCGAUUGGUAUGUCUACACCGAAAUGGGCUGGCCAACAGUCGACGGCGACCGGACAACCAAGCGAUUAGGCGAGAAUUUUGUUCUCUGUUCUCCAUACAGCAAUCACAUCAUCACCUGUUACCCUCCCGGAGCCGAGACCAUCUAUAGAAAUCACAGUAAAUGGCAUUUCCCACCAGCGCAGUCUCAGAUAUUUGCGUUUUACGGACAGAACGUUUCGUCGACGACAGGCGCAGAUUGGCAGAGACAUCGGAAGAUUACCACAGCGGCAUUUAAUGAACAUUUCAUGCACGAGGUGUGGAGCGAAUCGACUAAAAAGGCUGCGCUUCUCAAUCUGUCGGAGGAAAAAGAUCGAAGACUCGACCGGGUUCGCUCCACGUUUGAUGUGCUUGCGAUGAAUGUGUUGGCAGUUGUCGGCUUCGGUCAAGAACGGCUAAUGAAUACGGCGACCGCUGGCCAUAAGCAGUCUUUGAUGGAAUGUUUGGGCUUUAUACUUCAGCAUAUUCUACUCACAGCUAUUUUCAACAGCCUCAAAGCUCCCGAUUUCUUACUACCCGGUGUGCUUCAGCAUUUGAAGCAGUCUGUUGGUGAGUUCAAGCUGUACAUGGAGGAAUUGGUGCUUCAUCAGAUGCAGCAGUCCUCGUCUGCCAGCAAGAACAAGGCUUCACCGCCAACUCUUCUCGAGGCAAUGGUCAAUGCCAACGAGGCUGAGAAACAGCAAUUGCAAAAGAUGGCCGGACGCCCUUCGUACUUGACUGAGUCGGAGCUUUAUGGUAAUCUCUUCGUGUUCAAUCUGGCUGGUUAUGAAACCACGGCAUCGACCAUGACAUUUGCCUUGUCAUUUUUGGCGACGAAUGCGGAAGUUCAGAGUUGGAUCGCAGAAGAGAUUGACCUCUAUUAUACCUCGCAGAGUGAUGAGAAGCGGGAAUACGCAACUACAUAUCCCAAACUCGUCCGGUGCAUGGCAUUGAUGUACGAAACUCUUCGUCUCGCCAGCCCAGCGCCAUUACUUGUACGAGGCCCGUCAUCCCCACAAGAACUCCCCAUCAUCCUACCAAACGGCGAAGAGGAAAUCAUCACCGUCAACCCCGGCACCCUUGUCGGUGGACAUUUCUACGGCGGUCAUCUGUCUUCCCGCUGGGGACCAGACGCACAUGUCUUUAGACCGAAACGGUUCAUCUCCAAGUCCGCUGUUACCGGCGAGGAAGAAUUGGUUGUACCCUCCAACACACUGUUUAUUCCGUGGUUGGCUGGGCCGCGUGUCUGCCCCGGCAAGAAAUUCAGUCAGGUGGAAUUUGUGGCGAUUGUCGCACAGAUCUUCUCAGAGUUUCGCGUUGAGAUACUACAGGAAAACAAGGAGAGUGAGGCGGAUGCUAAAGCUCGAUUUGAGGGGGUGGUAGGUGAAAAGUAUUUCAAUGUAAGUACGCACUUGAAGAAGCCUGCAGACGGAGCGGUUCGCUUUGUACGACGGUAA
Messenger RNA from Talaromyces amestolkiae, 1665 nucleotides. RefSeq lists its product as uncharacterized. Lineage: Eukaryota; Fungi; Ascomycota; Eurotiomycetes; Eurotiales; Trichocomaceae. Gene Ontology annotation, molecular function: monooxygenase activity; heme binding; iron ion binding. The transcript has a single exon. Bases 1 to 1665 code for a protein of 554 amino acids. The record is from RefSeq and is a predicted model, not a curated record.